Molecule: messenger RNA, 1441 nt
Organism: Anolis sagrei ordinatus
Lineage: Eukaryota; Metazoa; Chordata; Lepidosauria; Squamata; Anolidae
Gene: SNCA
Product: synuclein alpha
Biological process (GO): chemical synaptic transmission; synaptic vesicle endocytosis; synapse organization
Cellular component (GO): cytoplasm; axon terminus; neuronal cell body
Molecular function (GO): cuprous ion binding
Source: RefSeq, a predicted model, not a curated record
CGUCCUGGCUCCGGCUUGGCUCCUGGGCGCGGCUUGCCUCUGCUACCUGACGAAUGAGGCAAGAGGCGGUGAAAAAAGGCGCAGGGAGUGGGGGAAAGAGGGAGAGAGAGGAGGAGAAGCAAGGGAAGGAACUGGCUGGUCUCCCUUCAAGCCCUGGCUGUCUUCCCUCUUUCCCACCCAUUGCCCUGAAAGCGGAAACUGGGACCCCUCUUUCCCCUCCUCGCCUUACUUCACUUGGACCUGGGUACCACUCUUGCCUGCAUCCCUGCAUCCUUCAGCCGGGAUGUACUAAGCCAAACAUCGCCCUGCUCUCUUCUCCCUGCUCUUAAUCACACUUCGAAAGAGUUCCGAGGCGAAAGGAGUCACAUUUCAUUGGCAAGGAAGUUCAGCAUACAGUCAUUCUUUGGCCAUGGAUGUGUUCAUGAAAGGAUUUAAUAAAGCCAAGGAUGGAGUUGUGGCAGCAGCAGAGAAAACUAAGCAAGGCGUUGCAGAAGCAGCAGGGAAGACGAAAGAAGGUGUCCUCUAUGUGGGUUCAAAGACCAGGGAUGGAGUUGUUCAAGGAGUCACAACAGUGGCUGAGAAGACCAAAGAACAAGUGUCAAAUGUUGGGGGAGCGGUAGUGACUGGAGUCACAGCUGUAGCACAUAAGACGGUGGAAGGUGCUGGAAACAUUGCUGCAGCCACUGGCUUUGUCAAGAAGGACCAACUGGGAAAACAGGAUGAAGGUUUCCCUCAAGAAGGAAUGAUGGCUAAUACAGACAUGCCAGUAGACCCUGAAAAUGAAGCCUAUGAAAUGCCUCCUGAGGAAGAAUACCAGGAUUAUGAACCUGAAGCAUGAAUCUCACUCUCUUUCUUCUGUCUUCUGUGACCUGUUAACAAAGACAUCCUGUCCUGUACAAGUGCUGAGUUCCAAUGUGCCCAGUCGUAAACUAUUUUUAUAGUUUCUACAGUGUCUUUUGAAGACUUCCAUCAGCAAUGAUUGGAGCAUCUGUAACUGAGUCCAGUUUUCAUUUCAGUAACCUCCUUUCUCUCUGAAAUGAAAGUCUGGGUCUCAGAGCCAUUGUUGUUGUGUGGAUAUUGUGGCUUCAACUUCUAAAAAAUGAAAACAAAUUUUUAAAAAAACACCUAAGUGUCUAACUCCUUAUUUGUAAAGCUGUACAUGUUUUGUUGACCUAUUGUCAGUAAUUUGGUAUUGUUUACGAAACAAGAUUUUUAAAAUGUUUCCUAUGAUUAGUCUUUUCUGUCUAAGGAUGGCAUUAUAGUGAAAGUUAUUAAUAUAUUUCUAUACAUAUAUACAUAUAUAUAAAGUAAUUGAGCAUGAACUAUGCACCUAUAAAUAUUAACUGUGAAAUUUUAUGUGCUUUGUGAAAUGUUUUACUAACAUGUCUCUGUAAAUAAUGGUGUCCAACUGGAAUAAAAUAUGGUAUCUAUUCAAAAUUGA